Messenger RNA from Ananas comosus (pineapple), 588 nucleotides. Its product is annotated as probable E3 ubiquitin-protein ligase ATL45. The transcript has a single exon. The coding region runs from base 1 to 588 and encodes 195 amino acids. The record is from RefSeq and is a predicted model, not a curated record. Gene Ontology annotation, biological process: protein ubiquitination. NCBI's taxonomy places the organism in Eukaryota, Viridiplantae, Streptophyta, Magnoliopsida, Poales, Bromeliaceae.
AUGGCCUCUUCAACUUCUUCAGGGGACUCAUCCCCCAUCUACUACUACUUCACGAUCACAAUCUGCGCGGUAGCCGUCCUCCUCAUACUGUCGAACAUCGUCGCAUUCGCUUGCUGUUCCACCUCUCAUCCGACAAUGCAAAGCCUCCGACGCCGCCUGGGGUUCGCCGACGGCUCGACCGGCGAAGCGCGUGAGAUCGAAAUCACGCACGGAAUUCCCGCGAUGAAGUAUCGGAUUGAUCGGCCCUGCGAUAAUGCCUCAAACGGCUGUGCCGGUGAGUGCGGGGUUUGCUGCGAUAAUGACUCGAACGGCGAGUGCUCGGUUUGCCUGUCGGCUUUUGCAGAUGGAGAAGAUGUCAGGCGGAUGCCGCGGUGUAAGCACUUGUUCCAUGCAGCUUGCAUCGACAUGUGGCUCUUCUCUCACGUGAACUGCCCGCUUUGUCGAGCUCCCGUCUACCCAGUGGCUCGGAACUGCUCCUUCACCGGAGCAGCAGCAUCGAGUCGCCAUUCAGAUUUGGAGGCACAGGGUCGACAGGGGGCGCAGUUUUACUACGCUAGCCGAUCGCAAGCGUUUCAGUUGAACUUCUAG